AUUCUACCACAUUAUAAAAAAGUAAUUAUAUGUGUAGUGGGUUUAACGAAGACUAUUUCAGUCUUUUAAGCAAGAGAGUUAUUUCCUGCUUUUAACGUGCUCGAUUCGUCGUCUCGUUCAGUUCUUUAUAAUCUGUCUGACUGGCAAUAGUUUCUUUUUGACAGUUCUCUUCGACUACGCACACGGUUAAAAUCUAAACGAAGGAGUAACUUCUCUCGUUUUUUAUUUUGAAAAUCUAAAAUGGAUCUAUUAAAUAAAUUUUUUGAUUAUAUCGUAGAAUGUGAUCCACGAAUAAAAAAUCGGAUACUAUUUAAUUCGCCGUAUCCAAUUAUUUCUAUUAUACUUUUUUAUCUUUUCUUUGUCCUUGUGUACGGUCCAUGGUUCAUGAAGAAUAAAAUGCCGUACUCGUUAAAAACGUUCAUGAGAUACUACGAUUUGUUUCAAAUAAUAGCGAACAGUUUGAUCGUAUAUAAAUUAUUAAUCGGUGGUAUAAACUUUAGAGGAUUAUCAACGAAUUGCGAUCCUCCUACUUACAAGACAGAUUUUGCUAAUAUGGAGCUGGUAGAAGGUUGUUAUUGGGUGCUAUUAACAAAAGUGAUCGAUCUAAUUGAAACAGGAAUAUUUGUGUUACGAAAGAAAACUAGGCAGAUUUCUUUCUUGCAUUUGUAUCAUCAUGUCUCAACGGUGAUGAUCUGUUGGUUUUAUGGAAGAUAUUACAUCGAUCAAAGAACUUCUUUUAUACCUUUAGUGAAUUGUAUGGUUCACAUAGUAAUGUACAUUUACUAUUUUCUUAGUACAAUAGGUCCAGAUAUGCACAAGAUCAUCAAUCGAUAUAAAUUUCUACUUACCAUCGUUCAAAUGGUACAAUUCCUAAUAAUAUUGUUUUUCAUCUGGAAGAUGUCCUCAGCAAACUGUGAUGUCGCUCAAAAUGCUAUUUACGUGAUGUCUGUCAAUAUAUUGAUUAAUUUCUUCUUAUUUUAUAAUUUUUAUAAGCAAAAUUAUUUAAUUAAAAAGACGAAAAAGAAUUAAUUUAAAUAUGAAAUGUUAAUAUCUAUAAUUUAUUAUUUUUAUAUGGAAUAAUCCAUAUGUUAAUAUGAAAUAUUAUUUUCUACCGUGAACUCGAUCCGUAGUGAGGGAAGAUAUAAAAUAUUUAUUGAUAGAAUAAACUAGAGAGAGAGAGAGAGAGAGAGGAAAAAAGAUAAAGAGAGAAAUUUAAUAUUGUAAGUGGAACAAAAGCGAAGAACAAAAUAUUACAAAUAACGAUUACUUAGUUACUUAUCUCUUUCAUAAAUUUUAUUAAUAACGAGUUUACGAGUCGAUAAUAUAUAUCAUAAACGAGUUUUCGUCUAUCGAAUUUAUUAUAAAUUAUACAUAGAAUAACAAUACUGUAUAUUAGAAUAACAAUAUAAUUAUAUAAAUUGAAUUAUAUACAGAUAUAUUUAUUUUCGAAUACGAAAUUAAUAAGUAUAUUAAUUAUUAAUUAUAUUGAAAUACAUUUCUUAUUUAUUACUUAUUUCGAAUACGGAUAUUAAUUUAUUAUAGUUUUCAUGAAAUACGAAUAAUUGGAUACUUAAUUACAAGUUUAACAAAACAGAGAACAUUGAUCUAAUAACAAAUCAGAAGAUUUAUUGAUAAAAUAAUGACUAAGUUUAACGAAUAACAAAUAAUUUUUCCAUAUUAAGUAGAUACACACACAAACACACGCACAAAAAAAUUUAAUUAAGAUGUGGAUGGAAUAUGAUUAUCGUUUUGAUUGUUUUAAUGAUUCCAAGGAAUCGAUUUUAUUACGAUUUUUAUUGAUAUUACGAUACCGGUAAAGAUUCAAUAAAUUUAAGAGAACGUAUUAUUAUAAAUAAAAAUUUCGUUUUGGAUUUUGUCGAAGAUUUAUCGAUACGAAAGUUAACGAGUGGAGAUCCUAUCUUAAACAUCAUUAGCUAUAUUUCGUAAUUUAUAUAUAUAUAUAUAUAUAUAUAUAUAUAUAUAUAUAUAUAUAUAUAUAUAUAUAUAUAAUUGAUUUCGUAAUUUAUAUUUAUCGUCCGAUGUUUAACUACUUAUGAAACAUGUUGUUGAAAUUCUUUCGUCUCAUAGUGACAAAGGUUAUACUGGUAAUAUACCAAACAAUAUCGUGAUUAUAAAUCAAAAUUAUGCCUAUAUACGAAUGAAUAUAUAUCUUGAGACUAAACCGGAAUUGUGUACGUAUGCGAUCAAAUGUUUGCAUGAAAUUGAAUAAACAUUUCCAUCCAUACGAGACUGAA
Molecule: messenger RNA, 2255 nt
Organism: Vespula vulgaris
Lineage: Eukaryota; Metazoa; Arthropoda; Insecta; Hymenoptera; Vespidae
Product: elongation of very long chain fatty acids protein AAEL008004-like
Exons: 4
Coding region: 241-1029 (262 amino acids)
Biological process (GO): sphingolipid biosynthetic process; fatty acid elongation, polyunsaturated fatty acid; very long-chain fatty acid biosynthetic process
Cellular component (GO): endoplasmic reticulum membrane
Molecular function (GO): fatty acid elongase activity
Source: RefSeq, a predicted model, not a curated record